GCCGAUGCUUUUUUAUCCAGCUAAAUAAACACGAUUUGCCCGACCAUGUCGGCACCAUCAUAAAGAUAACAAUGAUGUGGGCAAACCCUCCUCGUAGACACGACUUAUGGCCAGAAAAAGAUCUCAGAGAGGCAAACAUGCCAGAUUCCCCAACUGAUACUGCAGCCCAUCCACAAAAUGGUCCAACAGUUUCUUCACCAAACUCCAAUUCAUCAGCCCCAAUAGUUGCAGAUGUGAGAUCAUUGUCUAAUACAACACCACCAGUGGUAAAUGGUGUGCAUAAUAGCCCCACAGGGCCAAUAUCACCAACUGGCAUUGGUAAUUCUGUCAAUCAACUACCACCAGCAUGUGGUGCAAGGCAGUUAAGCAAAUUAAAACGCUUCCUUACAACCCUGAUGCAGUUUGGUUCUGAUAUAUCACCAGAGAUUGGUGAGCGGGUGAGAGGACUGGUGAUGAAUCUAGUGAACUCUACCAUAUCCAUAGAGGAGUUUCACACACAGCUUCAAGAAGCAACUAAUUUCCCAUUACGACCAUUUGUGAUACCCUUUCUCAAGGCUAAUCUUCCACUCCUCCAACGUGAGUUGUUGCAAUGCGCACAAAUGGCCAAGCAAACACCCCAGCAAUAUUUACAUCAACAUGAACAGAUAUUACAUGAACGUGAUGGAGCCCCUUUAGAUAAUGAUGAACUAGCCCCAUUAGAAGUAACUGAAAGUAACAAACGAAAAGCUCCUGGUGAUGGAAUAAGAUCACAAGAUCUGCAUAAUCGACCAAAAGAAAAUGGAGUUCCUGAGUUAUCAAUGAUGAUGUCUGACAUUGGGAAACCAUCUCCUAAACGACCUUGUCUUAGUAACAAUACAAAUCUUCAUAAACCUGGUCAGCUACGAAUGGAAGACCUUACAAUGCCUUUAGCUGGGAGCUCAAGAGAAGGAGAACCUUCAUUAUCAGAAAGUGUCAGUAUGUUGGAUGGUAAACACGAUGCCAUGAUGGAUGACUGGAGACAUGUUGACACAAUGCUGCAAUGCAUCAUUGGUAUGGUGGAUAAAACAAAACGAGCAGUUUCGGUGUUACAACAAAGAUGUCAGCAAGAUCGAGAAGAGCUGCUGACUUGGGCUCGAAAAACUGCUGAAGAGACUGAAAUGGAAGUUAAACGUAGAACAGGUGAAUUAAUGGCUAAAACUAUCAAGCAAACGGAAGAACGAGUUUCUGAAGUAAAACGAAGGGCAGAAGAAGCUGUGAGUGAUGUGAAACGACAAGCUGUCAUUGAGCUGCAAAARGCUGUACGAGCUGCUGAAGAGAAGGCCAAUGAAGCUGUAGCUGGAGCCCAUGUGAAGAUGGAGAAGGCAGUGUUAGAAGCWCGACGAGCUGCAACAGAAGAAACCAUGGCAAAUAAUAAUGUACAGACUGAUUCAAAUGAGAGCUGUUGGAAUUGUGGACGAAAGGCUACAGAAACUUGUAGUGGCUGUAAUGUGGCUCGUUAUUGUGGUUCAUUUUGUCAACAUAAAGACUGGGAAAAUCACCAUCAUGUUUGUGGCCAACAGGCUGCUGCUAACGCCAACAAUGAAACUAACUCAACAACAGCACAUUCAAUUUCUAGCUCACCUAAAGAUAACAGCCGAUCAAACAGCCCUGUAACAUCACGACUAUCAACUCCUCCUACUUCAUCAGAUCCAAUUACGUCACUAAGUGAUUAUGUCAUGAAAACGCCGUCAACUUGAAAUAUAACAUUAUUGGUAAAUGUAAUGGAGCUAGGAUUAUUGGUAAUCACUGUGCAAUGGACAGUUCAUGCUUGUACAGUUGAGAUGCUAUCCUAUGUAAUGGUUUUAUUCUAAUAUUAGUAUGUACAUUACUUGUUUGAGGGGUCUAUGUGUUGUAAUCAUGGGACAGCCUACCUGCCUCCUCAUUGUUGUGCAAUUUAUUGUUGCUUGUGCUAUAGGUACUAAUGUAAUAAUCCAAUCUGUAAAUAUCAAAUAAAAUCCAAGGACUCUU
Molecule: messenger RNA, 1986 nt
Organism: Exaiptasia diaphana
Lineage: Eukaryota; Metazoa; Cnidaria; Anthozoa; Actiniaria; Aiptasiidae
Product: protein CBFA2T3
Exons: 11
Coding region: 72-1715 (547 amino acids)
Biological process (GO): negative regulation of DNA-templated transcription; DNA-templated transcription
Cellular component (GO): nucleus
Molecular function (GO): transcription corepressor activity
Source: RefSeq, a predicted model, not a curated record